Messenger RNA from Bipolaris sorokiniana ND90Pr, 1504 nucleotides. RefSeq lists its product as uncharacterized. Gene Ontology annotation, cellular component: mitochondrion. Gene Ontology annotation, molecular function: hydrolase activity, acting on acid anhydrides, in phosphorus-containing anhydrides. The record is from RefSeq and is a predicted model, not a curated record. The transcript is spliced from 2 exons. Lineage: Eukaryota; Fungi; Ascomycota; Dothideomycetes; Pleosporales; Pleosporaceae. Bases 220 to 1362 code for a protein of 380 amino acids.
GUUGACCACGCUCUCUCUUUGCUAGAUAUGCUCAAGAUAAAUCAAAUCUCGCUCAAGAAUAAAGCCCAAUUCUUAUUAUCGAAUUUUCAAAAUCCAAUACGUCUAGCUGUUCGCUCAUCCUCAGCUCUUCUACUGCGGCACCGCGCACGACUCUUGCUUGCGUUGCCAACGAGCCUACCUCUUCACCGGCGAGGGAUACUUGAACUCCAGAAGCGCAACAUGUCUACAAAGUCAGACCACCAGUCGCCCAAGAAACCGGCCAAGUCGCCUGUUGUUCCUAGGCCAAGCGCAAGCGUACUCUUAAUAUCCCCAACAAAUCAAAUCUUGCUCCUCCAUCGCGUAUCCAAAGCUUCUACCUUUGCUUCUGCACAUGUCUUUCCUGGUGGCGCAGUCUCAAAGACCCAUGAUGGCGAGAUGCCUGGUCCAGACCAUCCCGACAGGCAUCGAGAUGGACCCGCAUAUCGCAUGGCAGCCAUCCGCGAGACAUUUGAAGAAUGCGGUAUCGUUCUAGCCAAGAGCAAGAAGACUGGUAGACUAUUCACUGAAAUCAGCGACGAGGAAAGAGAGCAAGGGAGAAAGGCUGUUCAUAAUGGAGAGAUCAAGUUUGGGGACUUGUUGGAAAAAUGGGGAGCCGUACCCGACACUGAAUCACUGAUUCCCUUUACCCGCUGGGUCACGCCAGCGGUAACGCCCGAGAGCCUGCCCAAGCGCUUCACAACACAAAUGUAUAUCUACCUACUCCCUCUUGGCUCCGUAUCGCCAACCAAGCACGCUGCUCCCAGGGGCACACCACCCUCUUCGGGCCUGGAAGAAGAGGCCGAAAUCAUCAUCCCGAAGCCCAGGCACGACGGAGGCAUCGAACACACCGCCGCACGUUUCUUGCCGCCAAACAAAUGGAUAGAUCUCGCGCGACAGAACAGAAUCAUCUUGUUCCCCCCGCAAUUCUUCCUCACUCUCAUGCUCUCCCCGUAUCUAGCUUCGACCGUGACUUCGUCAUCUUCACCUACCCCUUCGCUAUCCGAACUCCAGGCCGAGCGCGAUAGGCUCCUUGAUUUCCUGCAGAAGCCGCGCAUCUACAAUGGCCAGCCUGAGGUUCCGUUCACGGAAGCUUGUAUCUCGCCUAUUGUCUUGGGCGAGGGUGAGUAUGGUGAGAGCAAGCAGGAUGGUAUUGGUGGCGUGGAUAAGAGCACGGCUGUGCUUGUUUUGGAUCGGCCGGGCAAAGAAGUGGAAGAGCAGGGACAGGGUAGGAGGGGGAUAAGGGAGUGGGUCAUCACUGCGAAGUUCAAGAAGGAGGGGCCGAGGGAUGUAGAUGUUAGGAGGAGGGAGGAGAUUCUUGGGAAGGAGGUCAAGGGGAAGUUGUAGGCGUAAGAUGAUAGUGUUGGAAGGAUAGUCGGGCUUCUCUGUUGUGAGUCUAUCAGGACAAAAUUUACACUUUGUUGAUACGAAAGAAUGCGGUACGUUAGUCAAUCAGAUGCAAGGCACGAUCCUUCGUCUUACUGUGGCG